Messenger RNA from Amphibalanus amphitrite, 4867 nucleotides. RefSeq names its product zinc finger protein 271-like. Gene Ontology annotation, biological process: regulation of transcription by RNA polymerase II. The transcript has 8 exons. NCBI's taxonomy places the organism in Eukaryota, Metazoa, Arthropoda, Thecostraca, Balanomorpha, Balanidae. The record is from RefSeq and is a predicted model, not a curated record. The coding region runs from base 1212 to 3920 and encodes 902 amino acids. Gene Ontology annotation, molecular function: DNA-binding transcription factor activity; RNA polymerase II cis-regulatory region sequence-specific DNA binding.
CUGCAAUACAAGGCCAUAUAACCUGCAAUAGUGCUGCAAUACAACAUAUGAGGCGACGACGCUGGAUAUUCGGUUGCUUGAAAGCGGCUUGAAUUAAGGAUCAAGAUGAGGACACCUCCGGGAUUUAUAUUGAUAUCGAAAUCCAGUAUGAAAAGAGUGUGUUUUGUUGCCGUCAGUUCGUGGUGAACAUGAAUGCCGUGUCGGGUGAAUCCUACUGCUCUGGAUGCAAGUGGGAGGAAUAUGAGCUAGUGUCAGUUGUAUACCACAACGAGGAGCGCGCCCAGCACAUUUUUCGUGAGCACGGAAUUCUACCGUCAAGUGUCACCUGUCCUUUGUGUGAUAAGGAGUGUACAUUUUAUGAGGACAGAGGUCUGUGGCGCUGCACUGCUCACGUCCCAGUGGCGAAAAAGAAGAAGCGGCGCUCUUGCUCCUUCAGCAUCUCAGACAAAAAAGGGACUAUUCUUGAAGGAAGUCACAUCAACGCAUGGCAAGUACUGUUAUUUAUUAAUUUGUUUGUGCAGAAAAAGUGGUGUCACAGCGCUGCCUCUCGAAAUCUGGGGAUCACAUUGAAGACAAGCGUGGACUGGAGAAUUCUAUGUUCAGAGGUCUGCCAAAGGUGGUUGGACCAUCAGGAGCCAAUAGGCGGACCUGGAAAGAUCGUAGAAAUCGAUCAGACAUUUUUCAUCAAAGAAAAGAUCAAUCAUGGUCACAAACCAAGCCGUGUCUGGCUUUUGGGAGGUAUAGAACGUGAUAGUGAGAAAAAGUUCAUUGUUCCUCUCCCAGAACCACUGAGCACAGAAGAGCAAAGAGAGGAUGAAGCUGAGGGAGCUCUCAUACCCCUCAUUGUAAGGCACGUGCUGGCAGGGACAAUCAUCCACACAGACAGUGGGGCAGCUUAUCGUCGUCUGACCGAGCUUGGUUUUCAGCAUUGUACUGUCAACCACAAGGAGAACUUUGUGAGCCCCGUGGAUAAGGAGGUGAGGACGCAAAAGAUCACACGGCUCUGGAGGGACGUAAAGGAGUGGUGCUCCCGACCCGGUAACAAGGCGAAAUACAUCGACCAGUACCUGGGCCGGUACGUCUUCCUGAGCUCUGUGCCACCAGAGGAAAGCGUGCACCACUUUCUGCAGGCUGCCAGGAAGAUUUACCCUCACCACAGUCAGCAGCGCAGCUGCUAGCUCUGAGAUAACGUGCAGACAGCUGCCAUCGCAAUGUCUGAAGACGUCAGCUGGAGUGAAGAGGGGCUGUCGCUGACCGCACCCUCUGAAGAUGAUGACACACAGGCCCUGGUCUCUAACACAUCAAUCACCAUCACGCCCUCCUCUGGCACUGCUGGGGACGGAGAGGCAGUUCUCACUGACACUGAGACCUCUGUGACAGAAACGGAGGCGGCGGAUUCUAACGCAGGCAUUAUGAAAACACAGACUAUUGUUGUUUAUGCUGACACUGAAGCUGGCGAAACUAUUGAGGCUGCAGAGGCUGGUGGGUUGCCUUCUGACAUUGACGCUAUGGAGGCUGAUGAUGUGGCUGCUGAGACUGGGACAGCACCAGCUGAGACCUCAAUGAUGGCCACAGAUAGCGAGCCCAUGACCGCUGAAGCUGGGACUGCUGAGACGAAGGCUUCGUCUGUCGCCCCGGAGGUGAUGUUUCUCGACGCGGAGGGCUCUGGCACCAGCGCCGGCACGCUGCAGGUGGACGCCGGCUCUGCUCUGGACGCGGAGAGCGCGGCGGCCGCAGCCGGCGAUGGCAGGAAGGUGCUGCUGUUCACCCUGUUAGACUCUGACCUGGGCGACGGAGGAGACACCGAGUCGAACCAGGUGACCCUCCACAGCGCGCCCGUGGCCGCCGACGGGCCGGCCAAGAUCGAGACGCGGCUGGCGGUGCGCGAGGCGCUGAUCCCGUCCCGCCGCUCCAGCCGGCCGCCCGCCCGGCCGCCGCGCUGCCGGGCGUGCGGCGGUCCGCCGGGCAAGGGCGCCGGCGGCUACUGCGACGACUGUACAGUGGCGGCCGGCACGGUGGAGGGCGAGGAUGGGGAGGAGUGCGAGCCGCCGGUGCCGCCCUGCGCCGACUGCGGCCGCCUGUUCGACUCGGCCUACUCCCUGGUGAGCCACCGCGCCAACGAGCACGGAGGCACCAUCUACCCGUGCGCCUUCUGUGGACGGGAGUUCCUGCGGCGCGCCGACCUCAAGAGCCACAUGAACCUCCAUCUGGGCAUCAAGAAGAGUGUGUGCGAUGUGUGCGGGAGGCAGUUUUCGCACAUGUCCAACCUGUACCGUCACAGGCGCAUCCACACCGGCGAGCGGCCGUACGUAUGCUCCGUGUGCGGCAAACGCUUCAGCCAGGCCAACGCACUCAGCGCCCACGCCGAAACGCACGAGGUCAAGUCGAUGCACAUGUGCCCGUUCUGUCCGAAGAAGUUCCGCAACCGCUCACAGCUGGCUGGUCACAUUCGACUGAUGCAUCAGUCGGAGGUUCAGCAGCCGAUGCGCCGUCAGUCGCAGGCCGGGCGCCGGUUCCACUGCGGUGUGUGUGGCGCGCGGCUCGACUCGCGGGCCAAGCUGCGCCGCCACCUGGCCGACCACCCGGCGGACAGUCUGCGCUGCGCCGUCUGCCAGGAGGCGUUCCCCUCGGCCGAGGAGCUGACCCGGCACGCGUGCAGCGCUGCGGGCAGAGCGGCGGAAGAGGAGGAGGAGGAGACGGUGGUCGACCUCAGUGACGUGGAGGAACCGGUGACGAAGGAGAGCGCCGCCACCGAGCAGCCGGCCCGGCCCAGGUCGUCCUUCAUGCUCUCCGACAGCAGGGAGAGGAAGGAGGAGGAGCCGGCCGGCCUGCUGGCGGCCGCUGACCGCUCCACCGAGGUGGAUAACCUUAUGGAGGAGCUGGUGGCCGUACAGAGCGUCGGCACCCAGUACGAUGUCAACGAGAUCCUCUACCUGACGGAGACGGAGCGGCUGGGCUCGCCGCCGGCGCCGCCCACCCCGCCGCCGCCGCCGGAGCCCGAGGAGCCCGAGAAGAAGGAGUGCGAGGCGGAGGAUGGGGAGGAGCAGCAUCUGGAUAAGGUGAUUGAGGACGUGGCGCGCGGCGGCGCCGGCUCGCCGGACUCGGCCGAGCAGUUCCCGUGCUCCACCUGCGGUCGUAUGUUCUCCCGCCUCUCCAACCUACGACAGCACGAGGCAAUGCACGACGCCACGCUGCAGCGCUUCAAGUGCGACAAGUGCGACUUGACCUUCGCCUGGCAGCAGACUCGCGACCGACACGUGCUGAAAAUGCACACGGACAGCAUCAAACGUGUGCCGUGUCCCGCGCCCGGCUGUAAGAAGACGUUCAUGCCGGAUUCACUGCGGGGUCACAUCAAGAGAAUCCAUCUGAAGGAGCGCAACUACGGCUGCUACAUGUGUUCCAAGACGUUCCACGGCCGCUCGGAGCUGCAGGACCACGUACGGAGUCACACGCAGGAGCGGCCGUACGUGUGCUGCACGUGCGGCCGACAGUUUGGCUACCUGGGCCACCUGCGACGGCACGAGGAGGUACACGAGCGCCUGGAGGAGGAGGAGGCGGCGCGGGCGCGGCGCGACGGACUGCGCACCUACCAGUCGCGCCGCGCGCCGGCCCGCAUCGCGCCGCGCCCGCCGCACGGAGCGCCCGCGCAGGACAUCGUCAAACACUCGCUGGAGAGCGCGCGCAUCCCUCUGCGGCUGGAGGGCGGCGGGGCGCUGCCGCCGGGCACGCGGCUGGUAGCCGCCGGCCCGCUGAGCGGCGGGAUCACACACCUGGUGCCGGUGUCGGGCAGCGCGCCCGCCGGCCAGCCGGUGGUGGUGGCUGGCGCUCCGCCGCCGCCGCCGCCGCCUGCCGAGGACGUGGUGACAGCAGUGGUCGGCCCGGAGUGUAAGGAAAUCAUCAUUGUGGAGUGCGAGGUGUGAUCGACUCCAGCGGCCCAAGCAGCACCCCGGGAGGUGCGAUGACGCGCCUCCAGCGGCGGUCUGGACUCUCGAAGCCCGACCGGCGUCUGCCACUGGUCGCUGUCGGGCCACAGAGCUGCUCGGCCAGGACGCUGGGCUGAUCGUGUGAUCAACAUGGGACAGGUCGUGCUGGACUCAAUGAGGAACAGUCUGAGGAAGGACAGACAUUCGGAUGCUCUCUGCUUCUAAGGACACUGCAUCCCUCGUGACCGUGAGAGAAGGAGAGUGUUGAACUGUGGGGAAAGUGAUUGUGUGUAUGUCUCCUUCUCAUGUUAACCUGCUAGCCCGGGACGCUCCGCUUAUCUGCCGAUUGAGUGCUUAUCUGACACUUUGUAUGAAUUAUUAUUUGAAGUGCAUUGUUUUUUUUUUUCGUUGUAUAAAGGCCAUGUACAAGGAAUGAAGAGCUGAGUAGGUGUGUGCCACUGUAGUUAUAGACGUACUGCGUAGCGCAAACUAUGAUGCAACGAAAGGGGAGGUUCAAUUCACGUCCGCUUCUGGCAUAUUUCAUCUGGAACUUUCUAACUGGCAUUCAUUAAGUUUCAUUGCAUUUAGAGCCGAGCGAAGAUGUGGAAUGACACAUUUCUACGUAUGACCUGCAGUGGUGUAGCUACCAAGCUAUAGCGACAUAUAUCAUUUCAGGAAUUCAGUUUACUUGGUUGUCUUGAUGGGUUUUGUGCGUGGUUGCGCUUGUAUUGUAAGCUUGGUCACUCGUGCGAUUUCGUCAUGUCAUUUGACCGAUGUUCUUGUAAUCCAGAAGCAGUUUGCUUGAAGCAUUUGCGUAGAGGGAGGGAAGGCAUAGCGUGUAAAGAUGGGCACAUCGCCCCCUUCCUUCGCGACUUCGUGAUCGUUUGUACCAUUUCGUUGUCACCACGAGUUUGUGUGCUGAACAAUGUACGUUUUGAUAUUCA